This is a messenger RNA of Fomitopsis serialis, 585 nucleotides long. RefSeq lists its product as uncharacterized. The coding region runs from base 142 to 474 and encodes 110 amino acids. NCBI's taxonomy places the organism in Eukaryota, Fungi, Basidiomycota, Agaricomycetes, Polyporales, Fomitopsidaceae. The transcript has 3 exons. The record is from RefSeq and is a predicted model, not a curated record.
GGCUCGCUCUUCUAUAAGUAAACGUGUCCGCAGGCAGUCUACAUACGCUUGCGUACCCCUCCCUCCGCAGGCGACCUCAUUGCACGCUCGACUGCGAGUGAUCCCUCUUUCCCCCAGACGUCGACAAAGAAUCCACGCGUGAUGGACAACAAGGACACCGCGAGUCCGCCAGGGUACUACGCAGCCACCGUGGCUCCUCAAGCUCAGGCUGAGGCCCCGCCCCCGCCCGCUGCGCCCACGCCUGCGCCUGUGGUCGUCCAGACGAUGCAGAUCCCGCAGAUGACGGAGGCGCAGCUCGGGUACAACUACCAGCUCGAGCUGAUGGCCAGGUGCGCGCGGGGCGAGCACCAGGUGUCGACGAAGUACGGCGUGGUGGGGAUCAUAUGCUCCGUCGCGCUGUUCCCCGUCGGGAUGCUUUGUCUCUUGUACGUCGUCCCCGUCCUCGGUCUGGCUGAGACGAGCUGUGGUGGCUGAUGAGCGGCUGGCCUUGCGUAGGUGUGACAAAAGGAAGAAGUGCGAUCGGUGUGGUCUCGUUGUCGGGUGAUACUUCUGCGCGUGGUAGUUGCGACCAGCGAACUCGAGAGG